Molecule: messenger RNA, 2641 nt
Organism: Hippocampus comes (tiger tail seahorse)
Lineage: Eukaryota; Metazoa; Chordata; Actinopteri; Syngnathiformes; Syngnathidae
Gene: atf2
Product: activating transcription factor 2
Exons: 13
Coding region: 572-2005 (477 amino acids)
Biological process (GO): regulation of DNA-templated transcription
Molecular function (GO): DNA-binding transcription factor activity; DNA binding
Source: RefSeq, a predicted model, not a curated record
UUAACAGAUGCUUAAAAAAUGCAGUUGAUGGUAGUCUUUAUACAAGGAAUAUCUCUGGUAAACUUUCUGGUUACGAUGUGUCUGAAAUAUAGAAGUUCCUCUGAAUUGCCAAAGUCUUUAGAAAAGCUAUCAGUGAAAUAUGAAAAGAAAACCAGCUCUGAAUGAAAUGUAAAAAAAAAAAAAAGAAAUUUAAGGUUUACUGGCAUACUCAAAACUAAGGGAAGGAACAAUACUGUACGUAGUCCAGUACUUUGAAACCAAGAGCCCAAAUACAAUACAAUGUUUUUAAUUACGUCUAAUAGCCCAUUCCGGUUUGUGUAAUUAUAAAGAUUAAUUUUAAUGCGUACUGGCGACUCGCAGCCUACUUUUUUUUUUAAAUUAUGCUCACAUGGGAACCUUGAAAAGCUUCGUUUCGAGAGAUGUUUUCUUGCUGUGAAUGAUGUCAUUCUUGUGACGAAUGCGGAAACUUCCGACCACCUCUCGCGAUAGUUGGCACCAGACGUGGGAUUUUGGAAAAAUCUAGCAGGGUAGUGGCUGGUUGUAAGGGCUGACAUAACUGGAAACGCUUAAUAUGAGUGAUGAUAAACCUUUCCAAUGUACUGCUCCUGGCUGUGGACAGAGAUUUACAAAUGAAGACCACUUGGCUGUCCACAAGCACAAACAUGAGAUGACCCUCAAAUUUGGUCCAGCCAGGACCGACAGUGUCAUAAUUGCUGACCAAACACCCACCCCAACACGCUUUUUGAAGAACUGUGAGGAGGUGGGGCUCUUCAAUGAACUCACAAGCCCCUUCGAUCACGACUUCAAAAAGGGGGCUGAAGAUGAUCUUAAAAAGUUACCGCUGGAUUUGUCACCGCUCGCCACCCCUGUCGUACGCCACAAAAGUGAAGAAACCGCCGCCCUCGAGGCCCAUCGAGGCAGCCCUUUGCCUCACCCGGAAUCUACAACCGACGACGACAAGGACUUAUGUUUGCAGCCAGCCUCGCUGCCAACAUCCGCUAUAGUCCAUCCUGCAUCCCUCCAAGUUCCCAAUGUACUCCUAGCAACCUCAGAGGCUAAUGUUGUUUUACAGCAAGCGCUCCCAUCGCCAACUAGCUCUGUUAUUACCCAGGUCCCAUCCACUAGUAGGCCGAUAGUGCCAGUGUCUGGCACCUUUCCAGUGCUCUUACAACUGCCUAACGGCCAGACCAUGCCAGUUGCCAUUCCGGCGGCCAUUACCAGUUCCAGUGUACAUAUUCCCACUGCGAUCCCACUUGUCAGACCUGUCACCGUAGUGCCUAACGUCCCCGGCAUCCCCGGACCCCCCUCGCCACAACCGCCGCCCGCCCAGUCAGAGGCAAAGCUGAAGCCAAAAGGCUCACCUAGCCAGCAGCUUCCUCCACUCAUCAACGGUGACAGCAGUGAAGUCCAGAGCAGCGCCAUAACGCACACCACCAGUGAAGAACUCUCCACACAUUCCCUUCAGCAGCCAGCCACCUCCACCACAGAGACACCCGCUUCCCCGGCGCCCCCUGCGUCAAACCCCCCAAGCACCGGCGGUCGGCGGCGCAGAACCACGAGCGACGACCCAGAUGAGAAGCGGCGCAAGUUCCUGGAGCGCAACAGGGCCGCAGCCUCGCGCUGCAGACAGAAGAGGAAAGUGUGGGUGCAGUCCUUGGAGAAGAAGGCCGACGACCUCAACUCCGUAAACGGACAACUUCAGAGUGAAGUCACCCUGCUGAGAAGCGAAGUGGCUCAGCUGAAGCAGCUCCUCUUGGCUCAUAAAGAUUGUCCUGUGACGGCCAUGCAGAAGAAGUCCGGCUAUCACAUCGCCGACAAAGACGGGAGCUGCGAGGAAAUGUCGCUCCCCGGCAGCCCUCAGAGCGAGGCCAUCCAGCACAGCUCCGUCAGCACCUCCAACGGGGUCAGCUCCUCCUCGUCCUCGGCGCCCGCCCCGUCCAACCAGAGCACAGACGACAACCAGCCACUGAGCGGCGCCCCCAACUCUCUGCCUUCGGGGAGCUGAUUGUCCCCCCCGCCCCUGUUCGAUGUGUCUCGGUGUCCCACACAAACACGGGGAAGGGCUUGUCCUCCUGCCUCACUUUGGACCAUUGUCACAUUUAUUUAUUCUCUCCUUACGUUGGGUCCGUUUUAUUCUCUGAAGGCAACAGUGAUGUGACGGUGACAACAGGAAAUGGCACUUUACGAGUAUUGGAAUGCGAUUCUAACUUAAUUUAUUAAUCUUAAAGGGAAAGUCAAGUUCUUUACUGUAAUAAUGGUCAACAGAGAAUUUUAGUCAGAGAUGGAUUUAUGUGUCCCCAAAUGUAUUUUUGAAGCUGAUUUCCCUUUUUUUCUUUCCUUCUAGCAUGUCCGGUUUUCAGCAAUUUUUUUGUUUUUAAGCUUGACCUAUAAACACUGGCCAAUAUAGAUGUUUUUUUUAUUUUUUAAUCCUGCGUUGUAAUUUUUAGCUGACGUUUCAGAAAGAUAUUCCUAACCCUUAAUUUGUCAAUUUUAAUAACUAUAUGACUAUAUUACUUAUUGUAUUAUUAUUAUUAUGUCACUGUUAUUAUGAAAAGCUUUUGUGCUAGGGGAAAAACGAGCAGAUUCGGAAUCAGCACCAAAAAAAAAAAAAAAUCAUCAUGCCUCUGACUAAAACAUGAAG